CAGAAAAGGGGCUGAAGAGGACGUAAGAGUAAAAGAAGGAGCACGUAGCAUCAUUUUUAUAGAUGACACCUACAAAGAAAAAGAGGUGUCAGCGGCUAGAAUGGCUCUUAAAAUGUGCUCCCCAGACCAGCAGCAGCGGCAUCACCACCUGGGAGCCUGUUAGAAAUGUACAUUUUUGUGUCCCACCCCAGACCUACAGAAUCAGAAACGGGGUGGGGGGGGCAGCACUCUGCGAUUGAACACAUCUUCCAGAUGAAUCUGAGGCACACUAAGGUUUGAGAGCCCCUGGGCUACCAAGUGACAGGGGUCCAAUACAAAAAGGGUAGCUGGGGAAGGCCUCUGUGGGGGGGGGGGCAUUUUGUGUCUAUCUUCUCUUUUAGAGCAUAAGCCCCUUGAGGGCCAGGAUUUGGGGCUGUCUUACUCUCUGCUCUGCCCAGUGCCAGGAACAGCAUCUGACACCCAAUAGGUGCUUAGCAAACGCUGAAUGAAUGUAUUUAAGAAACAGCAUCUACUGUAUGCCCGGCGCUGUUCUGAGGACUUUUAAAAAUCUUAAACUCCCAAUCUUUGCAACAAACUCUAUGCUGUAGGCUCAGGGAGGGGGUUGUCACCUACCCCCAGUUACUCGAUAGAACAUGGCCAAGCUGAUUCCCUCCCCAGGCCAGUGUAUAUGUGUGUGUGUGGGGGGGGGGUCCCAGCUGGAGCCCCGGGACAGUCAAUAUCCCCAAUUCACUCUCAAACCCUUCUCCCCACACUCUUCUCACUUCCCCUUCUCACUUCCCCCGCUGCUGACCUCCCCUGCCCUUGCUGACCACAGGCAACCUCACUUUCAGGAAAGAGGAUGAAGCAAUUAUCUUAAUGCCUGCUCCACUCAAUGAGGGGCACACUGAGCUCAUUUCAUCCUUGUUCAACACCCACAUGAGGUUGACCCAUUGUGGGAGAGACCGCAUUUUACAGGGGGGAAAAAAAUGAGGCUCCACAGAGAGUUUCAAGCGACUUGCCCAAGGUCACACAGCUAGGACGUUUAUGCUCCAGGGAGCACUGAUUGAGUGCUAAGGAGUUGUUGCUGGGCAGGGUGUGGUUGCUGGGGAUACAGUGACAAGCAAGACUGGGAUCAAGAGGGAGACAGGAGGUAGGGAGGGGAGAGUGGAGCAGGAGGCUCCGGGGCAAAGGUGCCAGGAGAGAAGUCGGAACUGCGGAGACUCUGCACGGCACCCUCCCCUCCCGCCCCGCCCCCCGCAGCCCUUUUCCUGCCCAGUUCCUCCUGGCCCGGUUCCUCUUUGCCCUGAUCCCAGCGUCAGGUCAGCCCAUACAAAGCCGGGCCUCCUCUCUGGCAGGGCGGCAGGACCGCAGGGGUGCAUGCUCAACAUGCGGGCUCCUCAGUUGCUGUUGCUGCUGCUCGCCCUGCUGCCGGCUGCAGGCUCAGUCCCCGUCCUCUGCUUCACCCACUAUGAGGAAUCCUCCGGCAUAUGCAAGGGCCUCCUGGGGGGAGGUGUCAGUGUGGAAGACUGCUGUCUCAACCCUGCCUAUGGCUUCCAGGAGCCUGGCAGCAAGCUUUGUCAGGCAUGCAGGCCCCCACAAUGGUCCCCGUGGUCUGCGUGGGCCCCCUGCUCAGUGACCUGCACUGAGGGAUCCCAGUUGCGGCACCGUCGCUGCAUAGGCCAUGGUGGGCAGUGUGCCGAGAAGGUGGAGCCCGGGACCCCUGAGUGGCAGCUGCAGGCCUGUGAGGACCAGCCGUGCUGUCCUGAGAUGGGUGGCUGGUCUGACUGGGAGCCCUGGAUGCCUUGCUCUGUCACCUGUUCCAAAGGGAUCCGGACCCAUCGGCGAACAUGUAAUCAACCCACCCCCAAGUGUGGGGGCCACUGCCCAGGAAAGCCACAGGAGUCUGAGGCCUGUGACACCCAGCAGGUCUGCCCCAUACAUGGGGCCUGGGCCGCUUGGGGUCCCUGGGGCCACUGCUCGGGGUCCUGCCACGGUGGACCCAGCGCACCUACCCAGAGACGAAGCCGCACGUGUUCUGCACCUGAGCCCUCCAAGAAGCCUCCUGGGAAGCCGUGCCCAGGGCUGAACCACGAAACCCGGCCCUGCUCUGGCCUGCCACCCUGCCCAGUGGCUGGGGGCUGGGGGGCAUGGGGUCCUGUGACCCCCUGCUCUGUGACCUGUGGCCUGGGGCAGACCCUGGAAAGACGGAAGUGUGAUCACCCUGUGCCCCAGCAUGGGGGCCCCCCCUGUGCUGGUGAGGCCACCCGGACCCACAUCUGCAACACAGCUGUGCCCUGCCCUGUGGAUGGAGAGUGGGGGUCAUGGGAGGAGUGGAGCCCCUGCAUCCGUCGGAACAUAAACAAUAUCAACUGUAAGGAGAUCCCGGGCCAGCAGACACGCUCGAGGAGCUGCAAGGGCCGCAAAUUUGAUGGACGGCGGUGCCUCGGGCAACAACAAAUUAUCCGUCACUGCUAUAACAUCCAGCAAUGUAGCUGGAAAGGCUCAUGGUCGGAGUGGAGUUCCUGGGGGCUAUGCAUGCCCCCGUGUGGACCCAACCCCGUCCGCACCCGCCAGCGCCUCUGCACGGCCCAGCUCCCCAACUUCCCGCCCACCAUUACCGUGGUCGAAGGUCAGGGUGAGAAGAACGUGACCUUCUGGGGAAAACCAUCAGCACGGUGCGAGAUGCUGCAGGGGCAUAAUACGGUGGUGGAGGAGAAACGGCCAUGUCUACACGUGCCUGUCUGCCAAGACCCUGAGGAUGCGCAGCCCUAACACCGCCCUCUCCCACUCUGACCCCUUGCCCUCCCAGACCUCAAUAAAUGGGCCUCUUCCCCAGGA
Molecule: messenger RNA, 2817 nt
Organism: Leptonychotes weddellii (Weddell seal)
Lineage: Eukaryota; Metazoa; Chordata; Mammalia; Carnivora; Phocidae
Gene: CFP
Product: complement factor properdin
Source: RefSeq, a predicted model, not a curated record